AUCAAAUGCAUCUUGCUUCUCCACAGUAGGAAAUAAAAUAUCUGAUAUGUCCCUUGAGGUCAACAUAUUGGUAGGUGGUGUUCUGUCUCAGCUGAAGGACAUCUCCUUGUCAAGGUCCCCAACACCAUGUGAAGACAUGUUUGAACGUCUCCAAGGUUCUACUGAGCGAACCUCUCCAGUAAGUCUAGAUUGCAGCACGGCUGCCUCCAAAGGCAUUGCAUCUUCCCACAGUCUUUCAACAAAGAGCCUCCAAAAACGUUCUAGUCAUGAGUUCCAAACCAAAGCUGAGAAAGGAGUGAGUGAGGUCAUCUCUCGAUCAUUUAACAUUGUGGAGGAAGGUACAACAGAUAAGUACCUCCAGUCUGUAUCUACAUCCACCACAUCUACUGAUAUUAUACAAACCAUAGUGAAAGACCAGCAGGAGCUCCCCCAGACCACCCAAUCAUCUGACAUGGUAUCUGGAACCUCCCUGCUCACCACUGGACAGGUUUCUGAGAAAAGGAUCCGGUCUGUUGCUCGUAACAUCUACUACAGUCUGCAAAGUAAGAUUACGGAGUUUCUCAGAAAAGAUCUUCAAAGAUCAGACACAACACUUGGUUCAAUCCAAAUCUUUACAUAUCAAAGCAGUCCUGCAUCACAAAGAGCAAGUCUCGGCCAUCUUGAGGUCAACCAGAGCAGUGUUACACCUGGUGGAAACGAUGCCUGUGUGGACAUUCCGCACAAAUUACUAUCUAAAACCACUGAGCUCUCAGGAUCCAUGCUGGAGGAUAUUGACACGAUCCGUUGUAGGAGUGCUGACAGCCAAAAUACAAGAAAUACCUGUUCUUCACGCUCCUCCAUCUCUCUAACACCUACUUCAAAAUUAAGGCAGUCGAAAUGGCACUUUGCCUUACCCGGGACUCCCAUCCCCACUGAGUUUCCUGCUCAGAUUGACUUUCCCAUUGUUAGAAACACAAUCAUUGAGGACUUCUUUCACACAGAGGACUUACUUCCUGUAAACUUUGUGGACAAAGUCAGGCAAGCUGCUGGGGUGGUAGUGGACAUUAUGGUGGAAAGUGUUGAGAACACACAGGAAGAUGGACAGGGUGCUUCUCAUCUUGACGGCCUCCGAUCUGCUGUUAGGAAAUUGAGAAAAAUAAUUUCCACUUGGACCAUCCACAUUUUCAGUCAUGAAUUGGUGGAUAAAGUGAUAGCCCUUCAGGACAGCCACAGCACUCCACAGGUCUUAACAUUGGAAGCAGCCAAAAGUGCUUCAGACUCUAUUCUUUCGAGGAUGAAAUGGGGAAAGGAACAAUGUGCCAUAUCCAAGGAGCUCUCCUCUCAGCUUCUCCAGAUAUUUGCUGAAGAGACAGUGAAGUGCUUCCUGAGACAGUGGUCAGAUGAGUAUGAAAACAUUAACUUUGAUGUUUCAGUCCAGAACGAUCCAAAGACUUCUACUUGCAUGGUCAUUCUUCAAAUGAUCACCAAAGCCACUGCUAAAUGUUAUUUUGAGUCCGCUACCAGCGUGGCCACCAGUGACAUUGUAGAAGGCGUGUUUGAUUUGGAAAGGGAUACCAUCAGCAGUACUGGAGAGCAGGUCCUCACCUUUAACACAAAGGGUUCCAAGAAAGUUAGUAGAAACCUCUGUCCUCAAGAGUCUCUGGAGUACCAGCCUCAGAACAUUUCCCCUACUGUGUACUUUACAGAGACUAUGACAACAUCUCAUGGCUCCUUUUCUCCAGAGGGAAUUUAUGAUAUCGCAUCGUCCUUCACACUUGAAGAGAAGAGUCGCAAACCCUCCCUUUUCACCAGAUUGUCUAGAUCCAUCACGAAAGGCUUUCUCAGCCCAUUCAAAUCUUCAAGGAAAACCAAAUUAUUUAAAUAAAUUCCUCAUUAUAAACAA
Molecule: messenger RNA, 1882 nt
Organism: Oncorhynchus keta (chum salmon)
Lineage: Eukaryota; Metazoa; Chordata; Actinopteri; Salmoniformes; Salmonidae
Exons: 3
Coding region: 47-1864 (605 amino acids)
Source: RefSeq, a predicted model, not a curated record